Molecule: messenger RNA, 1212 nt
Organism: Acanthosepion pharaonis
Lineage: Eukaryota; Metazoa; Mollusca; Cephalopoda; Sepiida; Sepiidae
Source: the annotation of a GenBank genome assembly
AUGGUUGACUUUUUUUUCCCCCCGAGUGACUGCUGUUCAUUUUUAUUGAGCCGACUGUCUCGGUUUGUCAUUGUACACUGGAACAGGAGACACAAGAUAGGUGUUUGGUUAGGGCACCUUCUGUGUGAUCUGUUGGCGGUUGGUAACAAGAGAUGUGAUAUCACAGAGUAUCUAAAAUGCCCGUAUCUCCCUCUCUUCUCUCUACUCCCAAGCUUUCCUCCUCUGUCUAUUUAUUACAUUUUAUCUCCCCACCACCCGCUGCGUCAUGAUUCCCUAUCUGUUUCCUCACUUUUUCCCCUUCUCUCUAGUUUUCUUUCUCUACUUCAUUACCGCCCCAGCCCAAUCCGGCUUCCCAUUUUAGUGUCGUUUGAUAGACGAUGGCGCGAGUUGAAUUUCUCUUUUUUUCACCCCUCUCUUUUCACGUUGGAUUUCUUUUCACUCUCUCUUUACAUGUUGGAUUUCUCUUUCCUUCCUUUUUCCAGUUGGAUUUCUCUUUUCUCACUCCCUUUUCUAUUUGACAUUCUUUUACCUUUCUCUAUUUUUCAGUUGAAUUUCUCUUUUCCAGUUGUAUGUCACUUUUAUUCUAUAUUUCUUUCAACCGAAUUCUCUUUAUCCUCUCUCUUUAGGAUUGACUUUCUUUUUCACCUCUCUCUUUUCCUCGCUGUUCCUUCUCCAUUUGAAUUUCUCUUCCCCUCCCCACUCAUUUUUUUUCUAUUUUACUUUUUCUUUUCCUUUCUCUUUUCCCCCAUUUUACUUUCACUUUUCCCCUCUCUCUUUUUCAUUUUACUUUCACUUUUCCUCUCUCUCUUUUCCAUUUCACUUUCACUUUUCCCCUCUCUCUCUUUUCCAUUUUACUUUCACUUUUCCCCUCUCUCUCUUUUCCAUUUUACUUUCUCCCCCCCUUAUCCAUUUUACUUUCUGUUACCGCGCUCUCGUUUUUCCAUUUUACUUUCUCUUUUCCUUCUCUCACUUUUACAUUUUAAAUUCUCUUUUCCCGCUCACUUUUUUCCAUUUUAUUUUCUCUUUUUUUCUUCUCUUUUUUUUAUUUUACUUUCCCUUUUGCUAUUUGUUUCAUUUUUUCCCCUCUCUCUCUCUCCCUUUCUUUAUUUGACUUCCUCUUUUCUCGAUUUUAUCUUUUACUUUCUUCUAUUUCAUCAUUUACUCCGAAAAUAUCACAAGAUUAUUGUAACCAUAAUUAUUUUUUUUGCCUGA